This is a messenger RNA of Capsicum annuum, 2227 nucleotides long. Its product is annotated as glucan endo-1,3-beta-glucosidase 8-like. The record is from RefSeq and is a predicted model, not a curated record. Gene Ontology annotation, molecular function: hydrolase activity, hydrolyzing O-glycosyl compounds. Gene Ontology annotation, biological process: carbohydrate metabolic process. Gene Ontology annotation, cellular component: plasma membrane. The transcript has 2 exons. NCBI's taxonomy places the organism in Eukaryota, Viridiplantae, Streptophyta, Magnoliopsida, Solanales, Solanaceae. Bases 716 to 2194 code for a protein of 492 amino acids.
AUUCGAGACCGUCACUUAAAAGCUCAAGACUUGAUCACCCCGAGGGCACAAGAAUAUGCAAGGAAGACCCAUUUUGAGUCUACCGUUCAUCAAGGCCGUGAGUGGAAGAUUUCUUGGAGCAUUGAAGACUUGGGGAUUCACGAUUUUUGGGCCAUCUUCAUUGAGGGCAUUUUGGUCACUUCACUUUGCCCAAAAUAAUAUAAUAUUAUAAAAAAAAAAGGACAGUCCAGUGCACUAAAGCUACCGCUAUACGCAGUGUUCAGGGAAGGGCUCCACCACAAGGGUGUAUUGUACGCAGCCUUACCUUGCAUUUCUGCCAGAGGCUGUUUCCAAGGCUUGAACCCGUAACCUCCUGGUCACAUGGCAACAACUUUACCAGUUACUCCAAGGCUCCCCUUACAAUAUAAUACUAUUUGGUUGAUAAUUUAUCUUAUUGUUUUAUAAGAUAUCGUAUUGUAUAGUAUAAUAGUAUAGUAAUAUAAUACUAUACAAUACAAUAUAUAAUAACACGAUACGAUAAAUUAUCAACUAAGCAGCUAAUUAGUUUCUGACAAUUGUUGGGAGCAGCAAGAAAUGGCUGUUGUACUGAAUAACUGAAUCAAUAUUCCCUUCACUUCCCCUGUGACCCCACCCCCACCCCACCCCACCCCACCCCACCCCAGCAUUAAUAUUUCAAGAUUCAUUAAAGGGGUUGUAGAAAAGUGAAAAAAUAAUAAUGGGUAGUAAAAAUCUUGAUGAAUUCUUGAUUCUAUACAUUUUUGGAAUAGCAGUUGUGUGUCUGUUGCCAUGUUGUUUUGGUAGUGUUGGAGUGAACUGGGGUACAAUGGCAACACAGCAAUUACCAGCAAAUAGUGUUGUGGAGAUGUUAAUGGAAAAUGGAUUUAAUAAAGUGAAAUUGUUUGAAGCUGAUGAAGUGAUUUUGAAUGCUUUAAUUGGUACUGAUAUUGAAGUUAUGAUUGCAAUACCUAAUUACAUGUUGAUGGAUUUUAGUUCUGAUGAUUCUACAUUUGCUGAUUCUUGGGUUGAAGCUAAUGUCACUGCUUAUGCUUAUGCUCAUGGUGUCAAUAUCAGGUAUGUAGCAGUGGGAAAUGAGCCAUUUCUCCGAUCGUACAACGGAACGUACCUGCAGUACAUAUUACCAGCACUGAAAAAUGUUCAAGAAGCCAUCAACAAAGCUGGAUUAGGGGCAGUGGUGAAAGCAACUAUCCCUUUCAAUGCAGACAUUUACUACUCCCCCGAGUCGAAUCAGGUACCCUCAGCUGGCGAUUUCAGGCCAGAAGUGCGCGAUUUAACUCUCCAGAUUGUCCAAUAUCUGUAUUCAAAUGAUGCCCCUUUCGUCGUUAACAUCUAUCCUUUCCUCAGUCUCUAUGGGAACAUGUACUUUCCAUUAGAUUUCGCGUUUUUUGAUGGCUCAAACAAGCCUGUCAGGGAUGGAGAUAAUGUUUACACAAAUGUGUUUGAUGCCAAUUUCGAUACUCUUGUAUGGUCGUUGAAGAAAGCUGGUUUCCCUGACAUGAAAAUCGUAGUUGGAGAAGUAGGGUGGCCGACGGAUGGGGAUAAAAAUGCUAAUAACGAAUACGCUAUGAGAUUUAACCAAGGAUUGAUCAAGCAUUGUCUGAGUGGACAAGGAACUCCAGCUAGAAAGGGCAAGUUAGAGGUUUAUUUAUUCAGCCUCAUCGAUGAGAAUGCGAAAAGCAUUGCUCCGGGUAACUUCGAGAGGCAUUGGGGACUGUUUGAAUUCGACGGUAAGCCUAAAUACGAGCUAGAUUUAUCCGGGAGGAUGCAGAAGGAUAUAGGGUUGGUUGCAGUAGAAGGUGUAAACUAUAUGCACAAAAGGUGGUGUAUACUAAAACCAGGAAACAACAUAAAAGAUAAUGCAGAAGACUUACCAAAAAACAUCGAUUACGCGUGCAGCCUUUCAGAUUGCACGGCGUUGGGCUAUGGCUCGUCCUGUAACCAUCUUAGCACGGAAGGGAACGCCUCCUAUGCUUUCAACAUGUACUAUCAACUCAAGAAUCAGAACAGCUGGGACUGCGAUUUUGAUGGCCUGGCUAUGGUGACUGAUGAGGAUCCAUCGGACGACAAGUGCCGAUUCCCAUUGAUGGUUGCUGUUGGCCACUCCUUGGAGAUGCUGUUGUCCAUGAAGUUACUGUAUAUCAUACUAGUUGCUGUUCAUGUCUUCCUAGAUGAGUAGUCAUUCAGUAUGUAAAGUAAGUCUGAUUCUAGA